This is a messenger RNA of Darwinula stevensoni, 444 nucleotides long. The record is from the annotation of a GenBank genome assembly. Lineage: Eukaryota; Metazoa; Arthropoda; Ostracoda; Podocopida; Darwinulidae.
AUGUUCACCAAGGCCAAGGCCUUGCUCGCUCCCUACGCUCUCCAUGGGAGCCCCAUUGAAGGGGCCUCAUCUCUCCUCUCCCUCCUCAUUCGUGACGUAGGACAACAACAUGCUUGGAAGCGAAGCGGCAAUUUGGUUGAGACAGACGCCAAGCAGUUGGGAAGAGCAUCCCCCGACGUCUUCAAUUCAGCUGCUGCUUCUAUGAAGAAAAGGAUAAUCCAGGAUGAUGAAUUCCAUGAGCUUCAUGAGGAGACCAAGGAGAAGAGGAAAAAGCAGGCUUUGUUCCUUCUCAAAAUGAAGAAGAUAACCGAAGCUGCCCCUCAGAGAUUCCAUCGCCUUUGGGUCAAUGUCCAUCAACGUCAGCAAAUUCUCAAGCGUUGGUGUACAUGGGAGCUGACAUCGAAGUACCCCUGAACGAUGCACUUGCGACCUACAUUACGGAAC